CGGGCGGGGCGCGCUGAAGCCGGUGCUGCGCAGCAGCCCGGCCUUCGCGGUGGAAGUCUUCCGCUUCAAGGACUCGCUGGCCGAGGACCUGCGGAAGGCGGACCUGGUCAUCAGCCACGCAGGUGCAGGCAGCUGUCUGGAGACUCUAGAAGAAGGAAAACCACUAAUAGUAGUAAUAAACGAAAAGCUGAUGAACAACCAUCAGCUCGAACUGGCACAACAGCUCCACAGAGAUGGGCACGUCCUCUGCUGUAAUUGCAGCACUCUUGUGGAGACACUGCGGUCGAUGGACUUGUCAACUUUGAAACCUUUUCCUCCUGGACAGCCAGAAAAGUUUGCUUUGUUCUUGGAUAAAGUUGUGGGGUUUCAAUUUCAGCUGUUUUCAUCUCAAAUUCAUCACAUGGAAGUUAGGAAAGCUUGCGUCUUGUUUAUGAGGCAACACCAGCAGAAGUUUGAAUCUUAUGUGGAAGGAUCAUUUGAGAAAUACCUUGAACGACUAGGAGAUCCAAAGGAAAGUGCUGGCCAGCUGGAAAUGAAUGCUUUAUCAGUGUUGUACAAGCGAGACUUUAUUCUGUACCGGUACCCUGGAAAGCCACCCACUUAUGCUACAGACAAUGGCUUUGAAGACAAGAUUUUCCUGUGUUGUUCCGGCAACGGCCAUUAUGACUCUGUGUAUACAAAACAAUUCCAGGAAAAUGCUGCUAUUUGCCAGGCUGUAUUAUAUGAGGUCCUGUACAAAGAUGUGUUCGGCAUGGAUGAGGAAGAAUUAAGGUCUGCAGUUGAGGUGUUUCGAAGUGGAUCCAAGAAGAACAGAAACAGUGGCUCUGUAGGAAGUGAGGAUGCAAACUUUGAUUGUCUUCAUGAAAAAGCGUCCAGAAAUCCAUCAGAAAAGAGAGUGGACAACUGGGAAGGCAACGAUACUGACAAUCCACAGGAAGAUAAGUUCAAACAAGGCAUUGAAGAAGAAAAGCCUCCAGAAAAUCCAUCAAAGAUGCCUGUUCCUUAUAAAGUGCUAAAGGCACUGGACCCUGAGAUCUAUCGAAAUGUGGAGUUUGAUGUUUGGCUGGACAGCAGAAAAGAGCUUCAAAAAACUGACUACAUGGUGUUUGCUGGGAGACAGUACUAUUUAGGAGACAAGUGUCAGGUACGUCUGGAGCCUGGAGGUAAGUAUUACAAUGCUCAUAUCCAGGAAGUCGGACAGGAUGGCAACACGUUGACUGUAUUCGUUGAGGAGCUGGCAGAAAAGCAUACAGUUCCUUUGGCAAACUUAAAACCAGUGACACAAGUGGCGCCUGUCCUUGCUUGGAAUAUGGUUCCCAGCCGAAAAGGAGGAGCCUAUCAGAAAAUAACAGGUGGAUACUUCUCAGGAAUAGAAAUGGAUAUGAAAACACGGAAGAGAAUGCUUAAGAAAGUUCGUGGAAAGGAAGUCUUUAUGACUGUGGCUUAUAGCAGGGGGCAGCCAGUUCUUCCACCCCGGCUACAGCACAGUGUUCCUUCGGGGCACUCUCCUCCAGUUCACUGCUCACAGGGUGGUGGAAACAUGGCACCUUAUGAACCCUAUCAUCCUCAGAAUCCUCCUCAGAGACAUAACCGUGGAUUUGGGAUGCCAAGGGGAUCUGCCCGAUUUAUAAACAGGCACAACAUGGUUGGCCCUCAAAUAGCAUUCUACCCCAGUCCAGGAAAGAGAUGCUAUCAGAGCUAUGACAAUUUCUCCUGCAGGUCCUGCUCAUCCAGCCGUAGCCGCCGUCAGAUGCAGUGUGUGAAUAAGGAAUGUCAGUAUGGGUUCGUACCAGAGAAUGGAGAGGAGCCUCAGGGACCAGAAGAAACUAUAACUUUCUAUGAAAUUGAAGGAGAGGAUGACACUGCUUUUCCUACUUUACCAAGCCAGGGUAGCCCUGCUCCCAUUGUCCAUGGUCCAGCAGGAUUUUGGGUAGCAAGGAGAGGCCCAAACUCUGUUCCACCUAACAAGCAGGCCCUGAAUUCCUCAGAGGAGGAAGAAGAAACAAGUGAAAAUGGGAAAUUUCAUGAAGAAUAUAUCUAUGCACCUCCAGAUCCCGACUGUGAAACUGCAACAGUAUUUAGUUCAGCAGAACCUACAGCAAACUUAUCCCUUCAGGAAGAAGGGCCAGUCUCUGUGUCACCUCAAGAUGGAGUGACUUCCUACAGCUAUCCCCAGAAGGUGAUGGUGAACUCUGCAGCAAUCUCAACCUCAACAGGUGUUUAUGCUGCUCCAGCUACAGGCUUCUCCUCAAAUUCUGCUGCCUCCACUCCAGCCAGUGCCACAACAGCAGUUCCCCCACAAACAGCAGUUCAGCCAGUCAUAGUAUCUCCCCUUUCUAUAGGGAGGCCAGCAGUUUCUUCGGUGCCAUUCCCAAUUUAUUCAGCUCCUCUUCCUCCAGUCAGUGAGGUGGGCGAAGCUGGUGCCGUUCUUCCACCUUACUCUUGUGAUCCCAGUGGCAGUGAUCUGCCUCGAGAUGCAAAGGUCUUGAGGUAUUACUUUAAUCUGGGAUUGCAAUAUUAUCAUCAGAGCUAUUGGCCUUCCAUGGUGUACGUACAGCCAGUGCCGCCACCAUCACCUGUGGAAGUUUAUCCAGCAUAUGCUGAGCCAGCUCCUGUCCUAGAUCAGUCAGUACCUCAGCUCUACACUGAUGCUGGGCGAACUGAAGUCCACCAGGUUCCCUUGGAAGCACCUGCGAAUGGUAACUUUCAAAAUGCAGAGCCUCCGCCCCUGUCCUAUGGGCCAGUAUAUUACCCAGUCGUAUCGGACCCCUUCAGCCAGCAAUCUCUUCCUGGGUUUGAUUCCUUAGUACCUGCCUAUCGCUAUAUUAGUACCUGGCAUCCAGUAAAUCCACCGUAUGGAAAUUCUCCACAAAUUGCUAAUGCUGUAAGUUCUGGACCGCUGCACCAAGUCAGCUAUAUUGCCUCACCUAACCCUGCACCUCAUGAUGUGCCUCAGGGAAUGUAA
Messenger RNA from Aptenodytes forsteri (emperor penguin), 2965 nucleotides. It is a transcript of the gene ALG13, whose product is annotated as ALG13, UDP-N-acetylglucosaminyltransferase subunit. Lineage: Eukaryota; Metazoa; Chordata; Aves; Sphenisciformes; Spheniscidae. The coding region runs from base 191 to 2965 and encodes 924 amino acids. The record is from RefSeq and is a predicted model, not a curated record. Gene Ontology annotation, biological process: dolichol-linked oligosaccharide biosynthetic process. The transcript is spliced from 26 exons.